Molecule: messenger RNA, 994 nt
Organism: Aethina tumida (small hive beetle)
Lineage: Eukaryota; Metazoa; Arthropoda; Insecta; Coleoptera; Nitidulidae
Product: congested-like trachea protein
Exons: 1
Coding region: 32-922 (296 amino acids)
Biological process (GO): carnitine transmembrane transport; mitochondrial transport
Cellular component (GO): mitochondrial envelope
Molecular function (GO): O-acyl-L-carnitine transmembrane transporter activity
Source: RefSeq, a predicted model, not a curated record
GAAUCAUCAAAAAUUACUGUGUGAAAAUAUAAUGAGUGACAUAAAACUAUGGGAAUAUCUCGUUUCUGGUGGUGUCGGAGGUAUGUGUUUGGUGCUGGUUGGACAUCCGCUGGACACCGUAAAAGUAAGACUCCAGACCAUGCCGAAACCCGCUCCAGGCCAUGACCCAAUGUAUAAGGGAACAAUAGAUUGUUUUCGAAAAAUCAUAGCCCGCGAAGGCCCUUUCGGUUUGUACAAGGGCAUGAGUGCACCUUUGGUUUCGAUAUCUCCCAUAAACGCAGUGUCGUUCUUUGGCUUCGGGCUGGGCCGACAGAUUUUCGAGAAAUUUCAACUGCCUCAUUACUACCAAAUGUUUUGUGCAGGAGGUUUUUCAGGACUGGCUACCUUAUUAAUUAUGGCACCCGCUGAAAGAGUAAAAACUUUAUUGCAAAUACAAGUGGAAGGAGGCGGGAAAUUGUAUAAAGGACCCAUUGAUGUCAUUUUAAAACUAAUUAAGGAAAAAGGAAUAUCUAGUAUAUAUAGGGGUUUAUUCGCUACUUUAAUUCGUGAUGUGCCGUCCGGUGGUAUGUAUUUUUUUACGUACGAGUUGUUAAAUGACACUUUGCGAAAAAAGUUUCCCGAAACUACAAAUCUUGGUUUGACAAUAUUCUCAGGAGGAUGUGCAGGUAUAGCAUAUUGGAUAUUUGGAAUGCCAGCGGAUGUUGUAAAAAGUCGACUGCAAGCUGCACCUGAAGGCAGAUAUCCCAAUGGUCUCAGACAAGUGUUUUUCGAACUAAUAAAGAACGAAGGCCCACUGGGUCUUUAUACAGGAAUAACACCGGUAAUUUUGAGAGCAUUCCCUGCAAAUGCAGCUUGUUUUCUUGGAUUCGAAUCUUGCAAGCGAUUUUUAAAAUAUAUCCAAUCUAAUAACACAGGAUCUUAAUGUUGUUUUUUAUAUAUUAAAUUGAACUUGAUAAUAUUUAACAAUUAAAUAAAGCCGUAUGUUAUUUUUAAA